CAAAAACGUUUUGAAAUUAACGCAUCGUACUUAAAAAGACCUGGCCGCUUAAUAAUCACAAAUAAACGACUUUAUUGGUCUCCUAAUAACGGAGAAAAACAGCCUACGGUCAACAUUCCUCACGCAGUCUCAAGUAAAAAGGUGGCCCAAGAACCAAAAUUCAAAAUAUCUACUGGUGGGGCUGAUUACACGUUUUCUUUAAGUGGCUGGGAUCUUAUUCGAAAGAUACAGGCAGAGUUAACUAGUGCUAUGAACAAUGGGAGAUCUGCUGCACCUUCCCCGGCUGCUCCUAGAUCUGCUGCUGCUUCUCCAGCGCAUCAACGUUCUUCUGCACCAUCUCCUGUUUCAGGUUCUUCUUCUCCUGCACUUCGAAAUGGCUCUCAACAGGUUUCUAGUAAAUCUGGUCCCUCAUUGCGGAAGCCUGACCUUGGCAAUAAACAUUAUUUGCGUAUGCAAUUACUUUUACGAGAUAAAAACCUUUCAGAACAACACAGAACACUUGUCUUAAAAGAAAAAUGUGUCACUGAAGAUGAAUUUUGGGAACUUCGCCAAGAUCUGCUAAGAGAUCAGUUUAUACAAUCGAACCAAAAAAAGGGGAGGUCUUCUGUUAUUCCUAAUAUCCGACCAGUUACUGAAGAAGGAGGCGAAACAAAAAUAAAUAUUACUCCUCAAUUAGUUCAGGAGAUUUUUGAUGAAUAUCCUCGCGUUAAAAUAGCAUAUGAACAAAAUGUAGGCGAGAAUAAGGUAAAUAAUUCUAGCUGGAGUUUAAUGAUAGAAACAGAAGCAAUGGAUCGAGUGUGGGAGCAUGGACGUAAGCGAAUAAAAAUCAGCAAUCUUCGAGAUCUAAGUGCAACCAAAGAAGAUCACAUGGAGGUUGAGUUGGUAAAAGACAUAACAAUGCGUUCAGGGCAAGGAAAAAUUCUUUCUUUAAUUCGUCGAAGUAAUCGUCAUGGUGAAAGAAUUUUAGAAACAUCGAG
Racocetra fulgida is the source of this 977-nucleotide messenger RNA. The record is from the annotation of a GenBank genome assembly. Lineage: Eukaryota; Fungi; Glomeromycota; Glomeromycetes; Diversisporales; Gigasporaceae.